AGACCGGUGGCCACGUACGGCUCCGUGCUUCAACGGUGAUCCCACGGUCUGGUCGUUAACAAUAGGCUACUACUUUUAUCGUCGACUUUAACGACAUAUUAGAUAUUUGAACUACUUUAAAACACUUUUUGACAGAGGUGCGGAGGGUAAAGUUGUGAAUGAAGGCUCCCUGCUGGGACUGUGAAGCGGGAGGAGGGGAGGGGGCAGGGGUCGUCCAGGCUAUCGGAUCUGGGAUCUGCUCACAUUUAUAAGCAGACAGACGGCAGCUUGUUCGCGGCAGAGCUGGACGGAAGGACAAGUUUCACCGAGGAGUACGCUGGGUUUUAACUUUGAGUUAUUGACGCCGGACGUUUACAAAAAAGGACGUUAAAGUUUGAGACAAGUUUCCCGCUGGGUCCGGACCCUCGUCUCAUGUCAGAACAACGAGUGGCUGGACUGUAAGCUCCUGGAAAUAUCACUCUUUUCACUUGUGACUUAACUUUGCGUUCGCCUCUAAACACAACUACGUGUACGUGUUACUUCACUUCAUUGACUGGGACACAACGUAUCUUCAAAAAUGGAUAAAUACGAGGAUUUUGGACUCGAGGCGAGUAAGUUUAUCGAGGACUUGAACAUGUAUGAAGCAUCCAGAGAUGGUUUAUUUCGCAUGAGAAGGGACGCAGGAAAUAACCCAGACUUUGAGGAGACACGAAAAGUUUUUGCCACUAAAAUGAGUAAAAUACACAUGCAGAAACAGCAAGAGGAGAUGGCAAAAAACAACCAGGCAAUUAGAAUGAAUGGGGGCCACAACAGCACAUAUUACACCAAAGACAGACCGCCCAUCAACAGUUACAGACAGCCGUGUGAAGCGGCGGCGAAGCCCCCGAUCCUCUCUGGCCCCGUGCCGGGCUCCACGGCUGGGACUCCGUACGCACAGUUUGACGGCCAGAAACACCUCGCAGCCAUUCAGUCUGAACCUCCAGUCGGCAGGACGUAUGGCUACGGAAACAAUUACGACAAUAAGGAGCGCUUAGAGCCACAUUCAUACCAGCAGAACAUCCCUACUCCCCCUAUCCCAGGAAACGCGUCUCACAGCGCGCCCACACAAGCUCGUCACCCGGCCAACCAGUCGGCUGCCUGGGCCCCGUCCGCAGAGAGCCAGCUCACCCUGUCUGGGAUUGGGGGCAACAGCACAUCUCAGCAGCAGCCCCAUUCUGCACCUCCCACCGCCAACAGUCUUCCACCUCAGCAGAAACAGGCUGUCACCCCGUCUGGACACCUGAGCCCCCCCUCAUCUGCUGGUCCUGCCAGGGGAUGGGUUGUUGAGCCCUCUGCCUUAGCCAAACCUGACCUCAUCCCAGGCCUGGCUCUGAGUGCCUUCACUGCAGGAGCUGACUUGCAGAAGCCCUCCACACAUUCUGCUGCCCAUUACGCACCAUCUUCUCCAACUUCAAGACCCUCGACCGGCUAUAAUGGUGCUUUGUCAGCUUCCUCGCUCAUACCUGCACCUUUUGAAACAUCUUUACCCAAAUCACAGGUGGCAUCUGCUGCCUUGAUCCCUGGCAAUGUGUCCAAAAGCUGUAGCCAGGGUCAAGGUCAGAGCCAAAAACCUGUCUGUGGACAUGCCGUCGGUGCUGAAGUCCCCUGUCUCACCAAGCCUGUCCAACCACCCUGCCAGUCCCAUCUCACACAGCCCCCUGAACAGGGGCCUUCUGCAGCUGAAAUCAAAUUAGAAGCCCUCACCAAUCGGCUGGAAAAAGAGAUGGAUGCCCAACCAAAGGAUGACUACUUUGGAGUGUGUGUUAAGUGCAACAAGACGGUGUAUGGAGCCAGCCAGGCCUGCCAAGCUAUGGGCAGCCUCUACCAUGACAGCUGCUUCACCUGCAGCGCCUGUAGUCGAAGGCUGAGAGGGAAGGCGUUCUACUAUGUCGGAGGAAGGGUUUUCUGUGAAGAGGACUUUCUGUACUCUGGGUUCCAGCAGUCUGCAGACAAGUGCAACGCAUGUGGACAUCUGAUCAUGGACAUGAUCCUGCAGGCCCUGGGGAAGUCGUACCACCCCGGUUGUUUCCGCUGCGUCAUCUGCAACGAGAGCCUGGACGGAGUGCCCUUCACUGUGGACACUGAGAAUAAAAUCUACUGUCUGAAAGACUACCACAGGGUCCUGGCGCCUAAAUGUGCUGCGUGUAACCAGCCCAUCCUGCCCUCAGAGGGGUCUGAUGAAACCAUUCGAGUUGUAUCCAUGGACAAAGACUAUCAUGUGGAAUGCUAUCACUGUGAGGACUGUAAGAUGGAGCUGAACGACGAGGAGGGUCACCGCUGCUACCCUCUGAACGGACACCUCCUCUGCCACUCCUGCCACCUGAAGCACAUGGAGCCCGGCUGCUCCUCCCCCGUCCCUGCAGCCGCCUCAUACUAACCCUGCAGAAGGUGGAGGGAGACCCCUGGUGGAGGAAAGGCCAAAGUGUUAUUAUCCACAGCCGAGUGGAAACGUGCAAUUCUUGUUGUAGAGGAUUGAUUAAUGCAAUGCAUCAGAUCGUACUUUGGUUUGAUUUGUAUUUUCAAAGGAGUGUUUAUGAAGUUUCCAUUAUGCCUUAAGAAGUUUGACCCAAUAAUGAAGUAUUGUAAUACACCAAAGCCCUAACAUGGAUACAGUUAAGCAUUGCCUGCUACAGAAGGACUUUGCAGAAGUCUUGCCAUGUGAUUUUUUAAAUGUAAAUAUCAUUUGCAUUGGCUGUGUAACUAUCGACAGACAAUUCAUAUAAACAACUCAGUUUAGAUACCUUCAACUUUAUAUUUACACUACAAUUUAAAUGCACCCAUACAUAAUCUAAGUCUAAUGGUUCAGUUGGCUCACCAGCUAAGAUAUUGGAAAAUAAACUCAUAUGAUACAGUUUCUAUUGCAAUAACAAACGUUUGUGUACCUACAUAUGAGGAAUAUACAAAAUCAUGGCAUAACUAUCAUUCAUUCCAUAAUUUUCUAAUUAUAUUUCUUAUACAAAUUCCUGCAAGAAUACAAUAUGAACUUUUUAUCAUGACCAUUCCAAAGAAAUGUUAAACAAUCUCAUAAUGCCCAGGUUGCUAAGCCUUUGUGGAUUCAGGGCCUACCAUUACAGUCAUGUAAAACAUUUGAAUGACUUUCUUUUG
Gymnodraco acuticeps is the source of this 3123-nucleotide messenger RNA. It is a transcript of the gene limd1a, whose product is annotated as LIM domains containing 1a. Gene Ontology annotation, biological process: regulation of DNA-templated transcription; response to hypoxia; cytoskeleton organization. The record is from RefSeq and is a predicted model, not a curated record. Gene Ontology annotation, cellular component: transcription regulator complex; adherens junction; P-body. Gene Ontology annotation, molecular function: transcription corepressor activity. The transcript is spliced from 8 exons. Lineage: Eukaryota; Metazoa; Chordata; Actinopteri; Perciformes; Bathydraconidae. The coding region runs from base 557 to 2395 and encodes 612 amino acids.